Molecule: messenger RNA, 1824 nt
Organism: Solanum tuberosum (potato)
Lineage: Eukaryota; Viridiplantae; Streptophyta; Magnoliopsida; Solanales; Solanaceae
Exons: 3
Coding region: 1-1824 (607 amino acids)
Molecular function (GO): nucleic acid binding; zinc ion binding
Source: RefSeq, a predicted model, not a curated record
AUGGGAAGAAAUUAUUUUCCUACUACUUGGACUUUAGAUUCUGUUAUACCUCCUGAACAAAUGACUGAUGUUGUCACAAAUUCAGAAUAUUCCCAUAUUACGCAAAAUUCUAAUGGUAAUAUUAUCAAAGCUAUUUAUCCUCUUCAGGAACCGUUUAUACUACCUAAUAAUACAAGUAUUACUUUCACUGAUUUUCAAAAGUUUAUUGAAAAUGAUGUGGCUACGGCUUCUACGUCAAAACAGCCGGAUGUGCAUAUUCAAAGACCUCCUGAAAUUCAAGAUUUUGUUUUUAAACCCCUAUAUGAUCUUGAAAAACUUCUUGAUAAAAAGUUUUCGGAAUUUGGUGCUCAACCUAUUAAUUUAUCUGAAGAUUUUGCAGAUGAGAUGGAAACCACUUUUGAUUUUAAAAAUCAAAUUGAUUUGGAAAUUAAUAAACUUCGUGGUUAUCCCAAGAAGAAUAGUGGCAAUACUAAAUAUGCUCAUCAACCUACUAUGCAAACUUAUUAUUAUCCCAGACCGACCCCUCAAGAUGUUUUGAUAGAGGAACGUGAUUUGAACCAAACUAAUACUUCUUAUAGUGGAAGCGAGAUAUAUGAAUGGAAUCUCGACGGUUUAACUGAUAGGCAAUUAACUAUUAUUGUUCAUAGAAUGCUUAUGUAUGUUAUUAUUUGUAAGAGUGUUAAUAACACCGAUAGAACUAUUUGCAAAAUGGUAAUUGCAGGUUUCAUUGGUCAACUUAGAGGUUGGUGGGAUAAUUAUAUGAGCCUUGAGGCGAAAGUCGCUGUACUUAAUGCUAAGGCUGUUAAUAGAGAAGACGUUGUUUAUACUCUGGUCUUGACUAUUCUCGAACAUUUUAAUGGUAGAUUUACCAAUCAAUAUGAAACUGUGCGUUCAUUGCUAAAUGGUCUUAGAAGUAGACAUUUAGGUGAAUUCCGAUGGUAUAAAGAUACUUAUUUAAGUCGGGUUAUGGAACUACCGGAAAACGGUCUUGAGCAUUGGAAAGCUAAAUUUAUAGAUGGUCUUCCUCCUUUAUUUGCGAAAAGAGUUAAGAAAACCUUGAGGGAUGCACAAGGGGUUAUUCCGUACAAUUCCUAUACUUAUGGUAAGUUAAUAGGAGCCUGCACUCAAGAAGGCAUAAACAUGUGCAACGAAUUGAAGCUAUCUAGGCAGCUUAAGAUUGAUAAGCUUAGAGAAAGAUCUCAAUUAGGAGAUUUCUACACCCAGUUUGGUUUACCAGAUUCAGGUAAGCAGACCAAACCUAGAGAUUCUAGAGACUCUAAUCCCUAUAAACCUUAUAGAAGGAAAAGGUCUAGGCGAAGAUCUAGGGAAGAACGGGAAGAGCGAAGAGCUCAUCGUAAAUCUAAUCGAUUUACAAAGAAUACGUCUAGGCGAGAUCUUGCAAAGAUUAAGUGCUACAAGUGUGGAAAAUUUGGGCAUAUAGCACCAAAUUAUAGGCUUCAAAAGCUUAAAACUCUAGAGUUAGAGGAAGAUAUGCAUGAUAAGAUCUAUAGUUUCUUGUACACCUCUGGUUCUGAGUCCAAUUAUGAUGAUGACGAUUAUUCUGAAUCAGGUUCUGAAACUGAUAAACCUGAAACAUCUGGCAAUACUCAGUCAGUGACCAUAGAUGCUUGUAAAUGUAGAGGUGAUAUUUGCUCUUGUGAAAAUGAUGAAUUUUAUAAAUUACAAUCUCAAUUUGAAGUUAUGAAUAUUAAAACUAUUACUUCCGAUAAUGUGAUAGAACUUACUGAUAACACGUUGCGUGAAAAGAUUAUUCAGCUUGCUGCUAAUAAUAUGGCUAGCUCAUCUAAUGUUGUUGAAAAAUAA